This is a messenger RNA of Electrophorus electricus (electric eel), 836 nucleotides long. RefSeq names its product THO complex 7 (gene thoc7). Gene Ontology annotation, cellular component: THO complex part of transcription export complex. Gene Ontology annotation, biological process: mRNA processing; mRNA export from nucleus. Lineage: Eukaryota; Metazoa; Chordata; Actinopteri; Gymnotiformes; Gymnotidae. The record is from RefSeq and is a predicted model, not a curated record.
GUGCAAUUGUUCAAUAAAGUUUUACCGAAACGUCACACUCAUAUAUGAGCCGCUGCCCCAGAGCAGCGUUACCUGGAUACAGCGGACAGAUGGGGACCAUCACUGACGAUGAGGUCAUACGGAAACGCCUCCUUAUCGAUGGCGACGGAGCUGGGGACGAUCGGCGUAUCAAUUUGCUCCUGAAAAGCUUCACCAAAUGGUGCCACUCGAACGUGACACCAGAAGAAGGUUUCACCCAGUAUCAGAGGAUGCUGGGCACCUUGGCACAGUGCGAGUUCUCCAUGGGGAAGACCCUGCUGGUGUACGACAUGAACCUGAAAGAAAUGGAGAACUACGAGAAGAUUUACACCGACAUCGAGCAAAGCAUAAUAGCUGCACACGAGAAAAUCGCAGAGUGCAAAAAAGAAAUCCAGAGGGCAAAGAGGAUCCGAAAGAACCGCCAAGAAUAUGAUGCACUGGCAAAGGUAAUCCAGCAGCAUCCGGACAGACACGAAACGAUGAAGCAGCUCAAAGCACUGGACAAAGAACUUCACCAGCUUUCACAAAUCAAAGAGAACGUUGAAGACAAGUUGGAGCUGCGCAAGAAACAGUUCCAUGUGCUCCUCAGCACUAUCCAGGAGCUUCAGCAGACCUUGGAGAACGAUGAAAACGAUGAUGCAAGCCAAGAGAGUCCGAUGGAAAAUGGAGAUUAGUCCUUAACCGAGGGGUUUCUUUUUUUCUUUUUGGCCAUUUUCAUGUGGUGUUUCCAUGAGCUCGAAAAACAUUAGAACUUUGCAGUUUUGUCUUUUAAUACAAUUCUAUACAUAUGUGGCAAUAAAAGGAAUGUUUUCAUAAUU